UCAAACGGUGUCCCUUUUCCCUUCCUCCUCUCUCAAAUUCCCCUUUCCCCUUCCUUCCAUCCACUGUUUUCACUUCAAGAAAUUGUCACAAAAAUGUCUCCAAUGAUUCUCCCAGAGGAACUCCUUGUGGAAAUCUUGUCAUGGGUUCCGGUGAAGGAUCUCCUGCGGUUCAGGUGCGUCGCCAAGUGGCUGCGAGCCCUCAUCUCCGAUCCUACAUUCGUCAAACUGCAUCUUCUCCACAUGUCCUCCAGAAACGCACACAUCCUACUAACGUUUUACGACAAACACUACCCUGGAGACAAGUAUUCCGCACCCCGCAGGUACUGCGCCCCCUGCUCUGUGCACGCUUUACUCCACAACCCAUCUUCCACCAUCGAGGGUUUCCGCCCCUUCGACAUAAACGUUUACAGAGUCUUGGGUGUCUGCAACGGCUUGGUUUGCUUGCUCGUUUCGUACCGCUAUAGUCAUAGUGACUUUGAUGAAUUCUGGGUCCGGUUUUGGAACCCCGCAACGAGGGUCAUAUCCGACGAUUCGCCGCGCGUAUAUCUCCAUAAUGAUCGCCCCAGGCGAUACAAGCGAUACAUGUUUGGGUUUGGGUAUGAUGAGUGGAGUGACACAUACCAAGCAGUUGUUUUGGAUAAUAAUAAACCACAGAAUUUGGAGGUUAGAGUUCACUGCAUGGGUCACACUGGUUGGAAGAGCACUUUAACAACAACUUGUCCUGCUUUUCCCAUUCUGAGUCAAGAUGGAGCGUCUGUGAGGGGCACGGUUAACUGGUUGGCACUUCCCAAUUCGAGUUCUGAUUACCAAUGGGAAACUGUUACUAUCGAUGACUUAGUCAUUUUUUCGUAUGAUCUGAAGAAUGAGUCAUACAGAUACUUGUUGAUGCCUGAUGGCCUUUUAGAAGUCCCUCAUUCUCCGCCUGAACUUGUGGUCUUGAAGGGUUGCCUCUGUCUUUCUCAUCGUCACGGGGGAAAUCAUUUUGGUUUUUGGCUAAUGAAGGAGUUUGGAGUUGAAAAAUCUUGGACUCGCUUCCUAAAUAUAAGUUACGACCAACUUCAUAUUCAUGGCGGCUUUCUGGAUCAUCCGGUGAUCUUGUGCAUGUCUGAAGAUGAUGGUGUCGUGCUCCUGGAGAAUGGAGGACACGGAAAAUUUAUUCUGUAUAACAAGAGAGACAAUACAAUAGAAUGUUAUGGAGAAUUGGACAAAGGCAGAUUUCAGUUUUUGUCUUAUGAUUAUGCUCAAAGCUUUGUUAUGCCAUAUUGAAACUAAGCUUCCCUGCAUCUGCUUAUUAUUUGAGUUUAUGUUGAAUUAUGGUUUGUUUUGGCAGGAACAACAAGGUUCUUUUUAAAUUAUAGAUCUGCAACCCCAGCUUCAAGUGCAUCAUUGAUUUUCAUGGUAUGCAGAGGGAUGGAAAGAAGAAAGAUGGAGAAUUCAGAUCACUUAUUUUUUCUUUCGCAAAAUCUUAUCAGCUUUGGUCUUUCUAUUUAUGCUUGGCAUGGUGUUUCUUUUGCUCUACCACAUGAUGGUGUUUCAUACUCAUGUAACUAUUGGGGGUCAGUUGUGCUUUAGAUGGAUAUGUAUUCAGGUAGCAGGGGUUUAGUUGCUAUUGGUAUGGGUGCUUUUUGGUUUCUAUCUAACUCUUUUCGGGACUGACUUGGGCACAUCUUGUGUGGUUCAACUCAAGUCUAUAAAUGUUAAUUUUAGCUUAUAAAAAAAAAAAGUUACUUUAGCAACGGUUAUUCUCUUCAUUUCAAAGUACCUUCGGUCAAAGGCAUUUUUAGCCCUCUUUAUAUGUAAUUAGGAGCACUUUUGCAGCACCGUUUGAGUCUGUUAGGAUUAUUAUUAUAGCUGCAUCAUAAUAAUACUUAUAGUAUAUUUAUGAUAUAUGGUUGAAUGGAUUUUGUUGUA
Messenger RNA from Glycine soja, 1911 nucleotides. RefSeq names its product F-box/kelch-repeat protein At3g23880-like. The transcript is spliced from 2 exons. Lineage: Eukaryota; Viridiplantae; Streptophyta; Magnoliopsida; Fabales; Fabaceae. The coding region runs from base 94 to 1266 and encodes 390 amino acids. The record is from RefSeq and is a predicted model, not a curated record. Gene Ontology annotation, molecular function: protein binding.